Molecule: messenger RNA, 2372 nt
Organism: Microplitis demolitor
Lineage: Eukaryota; Metazoa; Arthropoda; Insecta; Hymenoptera; Braconidae
Product: armadillo-like helical domain-containing protein 3
Exons: 5
Coding region: 255-2273 (672 amino acids)
Biological process (GO): regulation of Golgi organization
Cellular component (GO): cytosol
Source: RefSeq, a predicted model, not a curated record
UCUCAAACUAUUUUAAGGUUAUUUUAAAUACGUCAAGUAUUUACCCACAAAUAAUUAUUUUAUUAUUCAUUAUUAAACUAUUAAAUUCAUACUUUAUGUAAGCAAUAUUAAUAUCAUAAUAUAAAUAUAAUGAUUAUUGAUGUAACAAUUUAGUUUUUAAAAAAUUAAAUACCAAAACGUAAUAUUAUUUAUUUAUAUGAAUAAAAAAUGCUAAAUAGUUAAUAUAAAAUAAAAAUAAAAAGCAAAUAUUAAUUAUGGCAAUGAGAAAAAGAAGUGGAUCUGGUUCAAAACGCCAGCAUAAAGGUAAAUUAAUUCCAAUUUAUGAAAGUUUAUUCAAAGGAGAAGAUUUGACAUCAGGACAUCCAAAUUUUUGGAAUGAAGUCUUUCUAAUUAAACCAAUAGUAUCUCAUAUAGAGAGUGAAAUUUUAAAAAUGACAGUAGAACAGUUAUUAAUUAGCAAAAAUAAUUUAAAUGCAUUGGUUUGUCAUUGUAUUGAUACAUUAAUAGACGAGCAUCCUUUUCGUGUGGUGUAUGCUUUACAAACAUUAGCUGCAGUAAUACAAUCGAUUUAUAAAAAAGCUAGUCAAAAUGAUUGUGAUUUCAAUUUUAUUGACAUAUUAAUUGGUUUGAAUGAAACUGAACAACGAAUGACAACAUUAAUGCAACAUUGCAAUACAUUUUUACGUGGCGAAUAUCCUGAUAGUUUAAAAGCGCUUUGUCUUAAGCUUUUAUUAAUUAUUGUAACAGGAAUGGAUAAUCUCAAUCAAAAUAGUUUGCUUGAGUAUGUAAUGGUAAACGGAGUUUUUGAAUCAUUAAUUCAAUUAUUAAGAGACACAUCCGCAAGAAAUCGUCAUGGGCAUGAUGCCGUACUGCUUUUAACUCUUUUAGUUAAUUACAGAAAGUACGAAAGUACAAACUCUUAUAUUGUUAAAUUAUCAAUACUUGAUGAUGAAUUGGCAUUAAAUGGAUAUAGUCAAGUUAUAUCUGGUUCUUUAAUGGAAUUUUGUCGACUGUUUGUUCAACAAAAAGCUGAAGUACAGGCUUCUUGGCUAUCAUCAUUGACCAAUAUGGUUGGUAGUAUGUUUGUGGGUGAAGAAGAAGCUAAAACUCAACAAGUACGAGCGAAUAAUGCAUUGCUAUUAGCUCUUUAUGAAGCAACGCAUCUUAAUAGAAAUUUUGUAACGACCUUAGCAUUUACAAAAAGUGAUACCAGUGCUCCGCCAUCACCCAAUAACACAUUAGGACCUAAUGCAGUUGCUCCUGGAUCACAACCGCCUGAUAUUAUAGCACAGCCAUUUAAUUUACUUGCUAUAUUUUUGCAAUAUUGUUCAAUUGUCAUGCAAGCAAUAAAAACUGAAGCCAUUUUAAAUAAUGUUAAAUUAUGUUUUCUUAUAUUAAGUUGUAUUGCCGAAGAUCAGUAUGCUAAUAACUUAAUGCACGAUGCCAAUCUUGCAUUCAGAGUUCAACUUCAUCGUGUACCGAUGUAUCAUCGUAAAAUUCACGAUAAAGUAGCUCCAACUCAGCCACUUGCUGCUACACUUUUGGAUCUUCUUGUUGAAUUUAUUACAUCGCACAUGAUGAAAAAAUUUCCCUUAGAAUUGUAUCAUCAGUGUAUAGGUGUACUACAAAGAUUAUUAUGCUAUCAAAAAAGAUGCGGAGUAAGACUUGGAUAUCAAUGGAAAGAUCUAUGGACAGCAUUGUUUAAUCUCCUGAAAUUUUUAACUACUCAUGAAGCACAUCUUGUGAAAAAAAUGAAUAUUUUCCCAUUAGCAAUACAAAUUGUCAAUAUUUUAAACCUUUUUAUUACUUAUGGUGACACUUUUUUAUCAUUACCUAGUAGUUAUGAUGAAUUAUUUUAUGAAAUAAUUAGAAUGAGGCUUAUUUUUACCAAUUUAAAUGCUAUGGCUCUUCGAUAUUCAACAACUGAAUCAUAUGAGUAUAAAGAACAUGCAUUAAAACUAAUGAAUAGUCUUGUUAAUAUGCGAGAUAUCGUAAAUCAUUUUCCACCAAAAAUAUCUGCUUGGUUGGCAAGUGAAAGCCUCUCAACACCAACUGAACAACAAAUUCUUGCUAUUAUUAUACAAAACUAUGAUACACUUGCUUUAAAAUUACAAGAUAAUUUAGAUCAAUAUGAAAGAUACUCAGAAAAACCAAAUCACACGACAUUUUUUGAAGAAAUGGUAACUGGAGUUAUUAUUGAUACACGCGCUUCAAUAAAUUUAAAUGCGCUAGAUACUCAAGCAAUUCUUCAAGAACUUUCAAAUAUAUCGUAACGCUUAAAUAAAUUUAUCAUUAUGGCGAUCUUAAUUUAUUUUAAGCUAAAAAAAAAAUUAUAUAUAUAAUGAAACAUAACCAUUUAAUUUAAUAGAAUU